This is a messenger RNA of Triticum turgidum subsp. durum (durum wheat), 1464 nucleotides long. The record is from the annotation of a GenBank genome assembly. NCBI's taxonomy places the organism in Eukaryota, Viridiplantae, Streptophyta, Magnoliopsida, Poales, Poaceae.
AUGGAGAAGCUGGAUGAGAGCAAGUUCGAGCAGCAGCUGCAGCUCUGGGCGCUCCGCAUCCCCCGGGAGCUCGCCUCCGCCGUCACUCGCCUGCUCCGCUCCGGGCCCCUACUGGACAUGCCGCGGGUCAAGCCUGUAGUUGAGGACCCUGGGAGUGACAAGAACAGACUUGUGGUGCUGUCGGAGAAGAUCCAGAACCAAGAUUUGUCCGACAUUCCGGAGCAGGUUCACAAUUCCUUGAAGCAACUGUGCAGUGUUGAUGUUGUACCUUACAUGUUGACUCUUGGUUAUUCUUACUGGAGUGCUGAUCAUAUUCUGAAGCAAAUAUUGCCUGAAGGAGUAGAGGUGCCCUCUUCUUUUGAAACAAUUGGUCAUGUUGCUCACUUAAACAUACCUGAUGACUUGCUAGCAUACAAAGAUGUCAUAGCAAAGGUUAUCUAUGAUAAAAAUCAUCCAAGGAUUCAAACAGUGGUGAAUAAAGUUGGGGCAAUUUCAAAUGAAUUUAGAGUUCCAAAGUUUGAGAUUCUAGCAGGGAAAAAGGAUAUGGUGACUGAAGUUAAACAGUAUGGUGCUACGUUUAGACUCGACUAUGGUUUAGUCUACUGGAAUUCGAGACUUGAGCACGAACACAUCAGAUUGGUUUCCCUUUUCAAGAAAGGAGAUGUUAUCUGUGACAUGUUUGCUGGUAUUGGCCCAUUUUCUAUCCCAGCCGGACAGAAAGGAUGUGUUGUAUAUGCAAAUGAUUUAAAUCCAGACAGUGUUCAUUAUCUGAAGACAAAUGCAAAGAUUAACAAGGUGGAGGAUUAUAUCUUCACAUAUAACAUGGAUGCUAGAGUAUUCAUGCAAAGUUUAUUGGCAGUACCUGAUCCAGAAACUAAGUCCGAGUGUCAAUUUGCUGCUGCUAAUCGUUGUUCUGAAGAAAUGGUUUCUGGUAAUGAACAUUCUACAUCAAAUGGAAAUCAUGAUGUACAAGAGGUCUCGCAGGAGAGUUUGGAUGGCUCCUCCAUGGUAAGCACUAGUGCCAAAAGGCGUCAAGAAAGCUCUAACGAAGGUGAUGUUGCCUGCCAAGAAGAUGCCAAUCAAACAAAAAAGAGGAACAAUAAGAAAGUAAAAAGCUCUGGGCCACUACCUGCCAGGCCUUGGGAGCACAUUGACCAUGUAAUAAUGAAUCUCCCUGCUUCCGCACUGCAGUUUCUCGAUUGUUUUGAUGGUCUUGUUCAAAAGAGAUACUGGAAAGGGUCAUUACCUUGGAUCCACUGUUAUUGUUUCAUCCGUUCGAGUGAAUCUGAAGAAUUGAUAUUAUGUGAAGCACAAAACAAACUGAAUGCCAAGAUAGCAGAACCAAUAUUCCAUAGGGUUCGUGAUGUUGCACCUAACAAGGCUAUGUUUUGCUUAAGUUUUAGGUUACCCGUGGAAUGUCUUAAGGAGGAAACUGAAGACCACAUUCUAUCAGUUGACGGUUAG